CCCGCUCUUGCAACACCACCCCCGCCACUCUCCCUUCCCCUCCUACCUCUCUCCCCUCAGCUUAAAUUUUCUCCGAGUUUUCCGAACUCUGGCUCAUGAUCGGGCCUACUGGGUACGAGGUCCUAGAGGACCGGACCCUGAUCUCUACCUACCUCUGACUUUCAGCUUUUCUAACCCGAGGCCCAGGCUGCCAUCGCCGGGGCCACUGGGUCCGAACGUCUUACUUCAUUCACCAGCGUUGCCAAUUGCUGCCCUGUCCCCGGCCCCAAUGGGGGAGUGAGAGGCCACUGCCGGCCGGACAUGGGUCUCCCCACCGUGCCUGGCCUGCUGCUGUCACUGGUGCUCCUGGCUCUGCUGGUGGGGUUACAUCCAUCAGGGGUCACUGGACUGGUCCCUUCUCUUGGUGACCGGGAGAAGAGGGAUAAUUUAUGUCCCCAGGGAAAGUACGUCCAUCCUAAGAAUAAUUCCGUCUGUUGCACCAAAUGUCACAAAGGAACGUACUUGGUGAAUGACUGUCCAAGCCCAGGGCGGGAUACAAUCUGCAGGGAGUGCGAUAAAGGCACCUUUACGGCUUCCCAGAACCACCUCAGACAGUGCCUCAGUUGCAAAACAUGUCGGAAAGAGAUGUUCCAGGUGGAGAUUUCUCCAUGCAGAGCUGACAAGGACACCGUGUGUGGAUGUAAGGAGAACCAGUUCCAGCGCUACCUGAGUGGGACGCACUUCCAGUGCGUGGACUGCAGCCCUUGCUUCAAUGGCACCAUUACAAUCCCCUGUAAGGAGACUCAGAACACCGUGUGUAACUGCCACGCAGGAUUCUUUCUAAGCGGAAAUGAGUGCGUCUCUUGCAGCCACUGCAAGAAGAAUCAGGAGUGUAUGAAGUUGUGCCUACCUCCGGUUGCCAAUGUCACAAACCCCCAGGACUCAGGUACUGAGGUGCUGUUGCCCCUGGUCAUCUUCCUAGGUCUUUGCCUUUUAUCCUUUAUAUUCUUCAGUUUAAUGUGCCGAUAUCCCCAGUGGAAGCAUAGGAUCUAUUCCAUCAUUUGUGGGGAUUCAGUGCCUGUCAAAGAGGUGGAGGAGGUUGAAGGAGUUGUUACUAAGUCCCUAACUCAAGCCCCUACCACAGCCUUCAGCCCCACCUCUGGCUUCAACCCCACUCUGGGCUUCAACCCCACCCUAGGCUUUAGUCCUCCUGUCUCCAGUACCCCUAUCAGCCCCGUCUUUGGCCCUAGUAACUGGCACUUCAUGCCACCUGUAAGAGAGGUAGUUCCAACCGAGGGUGCUGACCCUCUGCUCUACGGGUCACUCAACUCCGUGCCAGUCGCCACCCCUGUUCAGAAAUGGGAAGACUCCGCCCACCCUCAACGUCCUGACACUGCAGACCCUGUGACGCUGUAUGCUGUGGUGGAUGGUGUGCCUCCGACGCGCUGGAAGGAGUUCAUGCGGCUCAUGGGGCUGAGCGAGCACGAGAUCGAGCGGCUGGAGCUGCAGAAUGGGCGCUGCCUGCGCGAGGCCCAGUACAGCAUGCUGGAAGCCUGGCGGCGCCGCACACCACGCAACGAAGCCACGCUGGACGUAGUGAGCCUCGUGCUUUCCAAGAUGGACCUGCAUGGAUGUCUGGAGAACAUCCAGGAGGCUCUGAGAAGCCCCGCCUCCUCGUCCACAACCCGCCUCCCGCGAUAAGGCCACACCCCCAUCUCAGGAGAGGGUCUUGAAGGACCGUGGCCUGCUUCCCUGUGGACCUCCUCUUGGGUGGAAAGGAGGCAAAGGUCUCUAAGGGGCAGGCUCGAGCUGGCAGCCACUUCCUUGGUGCUACCGAUGUGGUGUACAUAGCUUUUCUCAGCCGCCGAGGACUGCCUGAGCCAAUCACUUGUGCACCUCAGAGAGAUGUGCCAUCUGCUCCCUGCCAGCCGAGGGUGCCAAAAACCGAAACAGGUGAUUGUAGAGGAAAGGCACAAUACAUCUGAUGCCCACUUGGGAUGCAUAGGGCCCAAGCAAAGCUUCUCAGGGCCUCCUCAGUUGAUUUUCUGGACCUUUUCCACAGUAGAUAAGCAAUCUUUGUAUCAAUUAUAUCACACUAAUGGAUGAACUGUCUAAGGUAGGGGCAAGCACAGAACAGUGGGGUCUCCAGCUGGAACCCUCGACUCUUGUAAAUACACUAAAGUCUAAAAAUGACCUCUGA
Molecule: messenger RNA, 2179 nt
Organism: Mastomys coucha (southern multimammate mouse)
Lineage: Eukaryota; Metazoa; Chordata; Mammalia; Rodentia; Muridae
Gene: Tnfrsf1a
Product: TNF receptor superfamily member 1A
Exons: 10
Coding region: 301-1680 (459 amino acids)
Biological process (GO): tumor necrosis factor-mediated signaling pathway; inflammatory response; prostaglandin metabolic process
Cellular component (GO): membrane raft; mitochondrion; signaling receptor complex
Molecular function (GO): tumor necrosis factor receptor activity; tumor necrosis factor binding
Source: RefSeq, a predicted model, not a curated record